AUGGUUCUCCUCGCCGUCGCGUCCUCGCUCAAAACCCUAAACCCUACCUUGAGCCCGAGCCCCAGCCGACGCCGUCUCCUCCUCAGCUCCUCCCAUCUCCGCCUGCCGCCGCUGCUCUCGCGGAGCGGCCGCCUCCGCUGCUCGGCCGGCUACGGCGAUGCCGCCGCGCCGCAGCAGGCGGCUCCGACGACGCAGCGGCCGGACGAGAUCCCGUGGAGCAGGGAGCUCUGCAACUCGGUGCGGCUCAUAGGGACGGUGGGCACGGACAUCGAGCUGCGCCAGCUCCCCAGCGGCGCCUCCGUCGCGCGGGGGCGCAUUGCCGUCUGGAAGUCGGCCACCGAGACCACCUGGGUAACUCUUGCAUUUUGGGACGACUUGGCUGUUAUGGCCUCUGAGCAUGUAAAACAAGGAGACCGAAUAUUUGUUUCUGGACGGCUUGUAUCAGAUACUGUUGAGGAGGGGCCUGAGAAGCGGCAGGUUUACUACAAGGUUGUCGUUCAACAGUUCAACUUCAUUGAGUCCUUCCAACCUGUGCGGUUAUAUUCAGAGUCAAGCCAGGAUGACAUUUGCGCACCAAAUUGCAUCAAGUUUCAUGGAUUUUUUCAACUGGGUGGAAAGCAUGGAGAUUAUGUUGGUAAUGAUUCUACCUCUGGUUCAACUGAGAAUAAAAAGGGAGAUUACAUGAGUUCCUCCUCUCGUUCAACUGAAGCACUGUGGCAAGCAUUCUUCGCUAAUCCUCUUGACUGGUGGGAUAACAGGAAAGAUAAGAAGAACCCAAGGUAUCCAGACUUCAAGCACAAGAGCACCGGCGAAGCGCUGUGGAUUGAGGGGAGGAACAACCCCAACUGGGUCGUCUCCCAGCUGGCGAUCUUGGACUCGAGGAUGGGUUCCCUGCAGGACAAGCAGAGGAAACCAGUCUCCUACAUGUACGCCGACGACUUCAUGACAUCUGACGCCAGCGACUAG
This is a messenger RNA of Triticum turgidum subsp. durum (durum wheat), 966 nucleotides long. Lineage: Eukaryota; Viridiplantae; Streptophyta; Magnoliopsida; Poales; Poaceae. The record is from the annotation of a GenBank genome assembly.